AGGACGUUUUCAAUGGCGAUAAUGUUUCUCUUGUAUCAAUUACUAAGCUUUUUUGAGACAGUACUUCGAAGUAUCAAAGUUAAAAAAUAUACAAUGAGAGAUUUUUAAUUCAAUUUCUUUCAAAUGUAAUAUUAAUAAAAAUAUUUCCAUAGUGUAAUAUUCAAUGUGCAGUAGUUUUGUUAAUACUUCUUUUGAUUUAUCCAAAAAACAGAGACAAAUAAUGUCACAAAUAACGAGACAUAGAAGAUUCAAAAGAGCCACUGUGCUCAUUAAAAGAACACAGUGUUUAGGGAGAUAUCAAAGGAUUAGAGGCUGUAUGUCCUCAUAUGAAAAGUUAAGAAGUAAUAAUAGUUCAUUGGCAAAGGCACUCUCUAAGCAAAAACAAAAAGGACAACUUCUAUUUUCACAAAAUGUUGCUUUAUUAGCAGAAGUUCAAGACUUGAGCUCAGCUUGUAAUAAACGUGAUAAUACAAUUUUAAAAGUAUUACAAAAUGCUAAAGAAAUGCUGAAAAUGUUAGUUACGAUGACUAAAUUUGUAACAAGUACUAUUGCUUCCUGCCAAGAAUUUACAUCUUCCUCUAAUAUGAACAUACGGAUGUCUUGUAAUCCACUUUCUAAAGGAGAUAACAGAAGGCUAUCGUCUAAAUCUCCUACUAGAGGAAUAGUUAAACCGAUGGUAAGUGGGCAUACAAUAACAAAGCCCACUAUUAACUUGAGUCGAGUAAACAUGCAACAUUUUAAUAAUUCAACGACGGCCUUGAGUACUAUAGAAGAAGUAUCAACGCCAGUAAUAUUAUCUGAAAAUUCCAAUGUAAAUGAUGAUAAUUCCCCUCGUUCUAUUCCCGUUGAUACACAAGCAAGAAAUACUGGUGGUCGUAUCUGUAGAAUGCCAGAAAGAUUGAAUGUUACUUCAUCUAGAGCUAGUGAAGGAGAUGAACGACGAUUAAGUAAACGAAAAAGUAAAUAUUCUAUGCAGUUAUCCGAGAGACAUUCGAGAUCAAGAUCUAAUAGAUUAUCAGAAUCAAAUAAUACAGAAUGCACAAAUUUAGUAGGAAGUCCUCGUGUUAAAUUGAAUGACGUUUCCAAAUUGUUACAGAAUUGCCAAACUAUUAAUAUUCGAAGGCUGGGUUCAAUUAAAGAUAAAGUUGUUAAUGAAAACAUAGAAAUUAAUGAUUCAACAAAUAAUAUAUCUAAUAAACAAGAUAAGGAUGAUAACGUUAUUUCAGAAACGCAAUUAUCAAUAGAUAUUUCUGAAGGAACUGAUACAGAAGAAAAUAAUAAUGAAUCUAUACAAAAUAGUAGAAAAAACUUUAAAAAUGAACAGCCUAAACUUGAUGUACAAACAAAUAGCAGAGAUAAUCAUAAUGAUGCAUCUACUAAUGAUGAUCCGCUUGAAGGCCCAAGUUGGUUAUUGAACGAUUAUCAAAAAUUUUCUUCCUCAACAAAUUCAAAUAUGGAAAGUAAUAAAGUAAAGAAUUUUAAUAAUAAAAGUGACAAUGCACAUGAUUGUACUACAAAAACUUCCAUGCUACAUACAAUGCAAUAUAAUAAUAAUAAUAAUAAUAAUAAUAAUAAUAAUAAUAAUAAUAAUAAUAAUAAUAAUAGUAAUAAUUAUCAAGAAGAUAAUAAAGAGUCUGAUAGUUUAUAUACUAAAAAAAAUAGAUUUAAAUGUCAUACUUUGGAAAAACGAAGCGUUUUAAAUAACUUUCAAGAGAAUAAUCUUGAAGCAGAAGGGGAUGUUACAAUAAAUAAUCAAGGAUUUGUGACACGACAACGUGGAAAUUCUACCGAAACUAUGGAUGAUGAUCUUGACGAAUUUACUUUAAUGUUUAUGCGACGAAAUAUUAAUAAUGUACCUUUUGAUAUAAAUGAUUUACAAUUACCUGUUUUAGAAGAUUCCGUUGUAAAGUCCAUAGUAACAAAAGAACCGGAACCUGAAAUAACGACUACAUUACAGAAAUUAACACAAAAUUGUGAAAUUCCAUCUACCAAUAAUGACAUUAAAGAUGAUUCAUUAUUUGAUCAACUUACAGUUAAGCUGCCUCAGCUUUCAAAUACCACAAUUGAUUGUACAAUACCAAUGAUAGAUAUAUCAUUGGAUACACAUCAACAGAAAAAAUUAAAAAAUAUAAAUAAAUCAUUCGAAGCAGAUAAUUCUGAAAGUAUAACUUUACGGAAGAAAAAAGUUCGAAGUCAGAAUAAAUCUACAAGUGACAAAGAUCCAAGUGCUGUUAAAGUUGUCUUACAAAAACUUAAUGAUUCUGAUGUUAAAUUGCAGGCAGUUCCCUUCGAAGCAACAUUUUUACAGAAUUCUAACUCUUUCUCAAAAAAGAUUCUUUAUUCUCCACCACUUGAAAAUUCUAGUGAUUCUGAAAGUAGCACAAUGAGUUUAAACAUUGAGAAUAGUUCACCGAGACGCCCUAAAAGACAGAAGGCACCACAAAAUUUGAAGGAACCAAAUUUACGAAAAAAGCUAAGGAGAUUUAAAUGAAUAUAGAAAAAAAAAAUAUAUUUAAGAGAAUAUUUAAAGCAAAGUACAUAAUAAGUACAUUGCAAUGUAAAUAAAUAUUCUAUAUAUAGCACCACAUUUAAUUAGUUUUGUUACAAAUAUGAAUCAACGGUAUCAUGCUCCUAUUUUUUCAAUGAGAUCUGUUAAAACUUAGUCUCGCGUGUAAUUUAUGUUAAGCCAAUUAGAUCUAUCCAAUCACUGUGGUAGAAUAGAUACUAUAUUUUAAAGUUUUUUAACCAUAAUUCUUCCAUAAGAUUUUUAAAUUACUCAUACUAAAAUUUUGUACCAAUUUUGACACCUAUUCAUUCCGAAAUUAAUCACACCCGUCGAAAGCGGUCUUAAUAUUAAUAAGCAACAAAUAAAUUUUUGUUUGACUUGAACUAAAUAAAUCUUAAAUGAUAUAAUUUUGUUCACAAUAUAUAUAUGUACAAAUGUCAAUUGAUUUGAAAUAAUUAAAAAUGCAUCUGUGAUGCUAUUAGCUGUG
Vespa velutina is the source of this 2993-nucleotide messenger RNA. Its product is annotated as probable serine/threonine-protein kinase DDB_G0278845. Gene Ontology annotation, biological process: meiotic chromosome segregation. NCBI's taxonomy places the organism in Eukaryota, Metazoa, Arthropoda, Insecta, Hymenoptera, Vespidae. The record is from RefSeq and is a predicted model, not a curated record. The transcript is spliced from 10 exons. Bases 164 to 2491 code for a protein of 775 amino acids. Gene Ontology annotation, cellular component: nucleus; chromosome, centromeric region.